AUAUACCCUCCACAUCUCUCCCCAUAUACCCUCCACAUCUCUUCCCAUAUACCCUCCACAUCUCUUUUUAUCUUCUUAACCCCUGAUGUCUCCAUAACCCUGUCCUCCAUCUCUAACAUACUGGUAUUUAGUCUACACCUCUUAACGUACUGGUAGUAGUCUACAUCUCUAACAUACUGGUAGGUAGUCUACAUCUUGAACAUACUGGUAGGUAGUCCCUCUCUCUCUCUCCCUUUCCCUCUCUCUCUCUCUCUCUCUCUCUGUAUGGAUGGGUACUGCAAGUGUGUUUGAGUACUGAACCAUAUGGGACUUAAUUUGAAGACAGAACUUAAUUAUCUCUCUCUUCUCUCAUUGUCUCUCUCUCUCCUCUCUCUCUCUGUCUCUCUCGCUCUAGUCUCUCCUCUGUCUUUUCUCUCUGUCUCUCUCUCCUCUCUCCUCUCUCUCUCCUCUCUAUCUCUCCUCUCUCUCUUUCUUUCUCUCUCUCUAGGUGUGGUCUAUGGAUGGUUACUAUAAGGGGAGGCGUGUAUUAGAGUACAGGACCAUGGGAGACUUCACUAGAGGACAGAAUUUUGUUCAGCACCUCUUACCUCACCCCUGGGCCGGGACAGGUCAUGUGGUCUACAACGGGUCACUGUAUUACAACAAACACCAGAGCAACAUACUGGUGCAGUACCACUUCCGAUCCCGUAACGUGGUGCUCCAGAGGAGUCUGAGUGGAGCAGGUUACAACAACACCUUCCCCUACAGCUGGGGGGGGUCUUCUGACAUAGACCUGAUGGCUGAUGAGACCGGCUUCUGGGCAGUCUACACCUCCAUACCUAACGCUGGGAACAUACUGGUCAGUCGGUUGGAUCCUCGUUCUCUCGACAUUCUCCAGAGUUGGGACACAGGGUUUCCUAAACGCAGUGCAGGGGAGACCUUCAUGAUCUGUGGUACCCUGUACGUCACCAACUCCCAUCUGGCCGGAGCUAAGGUCCACUUUGCUUACCACACCAACUCCUCCAGCUAUGAGUACACAGACAUCCCCUUCCACAACCAGUACUCUCACAUCUCCAUGAUGGACUACAACCCCAGAGAGAGGGCCCUCUACACAUGGAACAAUGGACAUCAGGUCAUCUAUAACGUGACCCUGUUUCAUGUUAUACAGAGCGAUGGAUAGAGGAGGAGAGGAGGGGAGGAGGGAGAGGAGAGGAGAGAGACUGACGGACUAUAUCUCUAUACAGAGAGAGGAGGAGGAGGAGGAGUGGGAGGGGAGUGGGUGAGAGACUGAUGACUAUAUCUUGAGAGGAAGAAGAGGAGGGGAGGAGGAGAAGGAGGACUGAUGGACUAUCUAUAGAGAGAGAGGAGGAGAAGGAGGACUGAUGGACU
Messenger RNA from Oncorhynchus mykiss (rainbow trout), 1368 nucleotides. The record is from RefSeq and is a predicted model, not a curated record. NCBI's taxonomy places the organism in Eukaryota, Metazoa, Chordata, Actinopteri, Salmoniformes, Salmonidae.